AUGCUGGAAAUUGAUGUAGAUAUGUCACAAGUAACAGUCAUUUUGGCUAAUAUUGCUCAAUAUAGUGAUUAUCCAGAAGAACAGGAGAUUCUAUUCGAUUCAGGUGCAUCAUUUACUAUAAAUUCAGUACUUUAUGAUAAUAUAGAUAAGAUAUGGAUUUUUAAAUUGACAGCUAAAUCAGAAGAAUCAUGGAUUAGUAGUAUACAAACAUUACUGAACGAAUACAGUUCAGAAAGAGAUAUGAACAUAUUAUUGGGUAAAUUAUUGUUUAAAAUGGAAAAAUACAGCAUAUGUCGAAAAUAUUUCGAAAAUCUUAUCAAUAUCUAUGGAAAUGAAGAACACGAAAAUUUAGCUAAAAUUUAUAAUUUUAUUGGGAAAUCGUCUCAGAGGCUGGAUGAUCAUGACGAAGCUAUUGUUAAUUGUGAAAAAGCAUUUCAAUAUUAUAUUCUUAUGAAUCGUUUGGAAGAUGCUGCUAGGAUAACAAGUUUGAUUGCUACUCAAUAUAACAUGAAAGAUGACAAUGUGAAUGGACGAUUUUAUCUCAUGAAAUCAUACGAUAUGUGGAAGAAAACACCGACAUAUUAUUCAGAAAAUCCUCAUUGUGGCAUAGGUUGUAUAAUGAUAUUGUUUGGAUUAUUUGAAGAAGAUCAUCUAAUAAUACGUGAUUAUUUCUUACAAGCUUUGAAAAUAUAUGAAAAUCCAUCUAACACGUGUGAACAUAACAAUCACGAUGAAGAAAUUGCAACAGUCUGUCGACUUAUAGCAAAUGGAUAUCACGACGAUAACGACUAUGACAAAGCAUUCGAGUAUAUUAUGAAAAGUAUCAAUAUUCUAGGAAAAAAAAUGGCGUCAGCUCGAACUCGUCAAUAUUAUGUUAAAUGUCUCAGCCUAUUAUGGAGAAUUUGUGACAAAACCCAUAACGAUCUUUGGUCGACAUAUAAAAACCAAAUCGAUCUGUUAUUCGAUAUUGAACUUGUUCAAUUAGAUCCUGAUCUGAAAGAAUUGCUCGACUGUAUAAUUGAUCUACGAAGAAUACAUCUUGACACUAGAGAUGCUGAUAGUAGAGUAUCAGCUGAAUUUUUAGAACAUUCAUUAAAAUUUUUGAAAUUUAUUUUAAAAUCGGAUCCGAAGAAUUAUGAGAAAAUUAUUCAAGCACAUAUGGAUAUUGGCCUAGCUUAUGAGAAAACAAAAGAUUAUGAUUGGUCAUGUCAACACUAUGAAAAAGCUUUAGAAAUGUGUCAAACAUACACUCCAAAUAAUUUAAAACAGAUUUCAACAAUUUUUAGACAUUUAAGUGAUAUUAAUUUGGAUAGAAAUAAUUUUGAUCAUGCUAUUAGUCUUCGAAUUAAAUCACUUACGAUUAGUGUAAACGAAAAAACAUAUCAUUUAACAGAGGACGAUAACAAAGCACAAUGUUAUUACGAUAUUGGUCGGAAAUUCCUAUAUACUGAUCUUGAUAAAGCAUUUGAAUUUAUUCAAAAAUCAUUAGAAAUUCGACAACAAAUUUUACGAGAGCAUCAUGUCAACAUUGCCUUUUGUCAUCAUGAUAUUGGUGUUGCUUACGAGAAGAAAGAUAUGUUUGAUGUAGCACUAGAACAUUACGAAAAAGCUAUUGAAAUAUAUGAAAAACAUUUAUUUGAUAAAGAAGAAUAUCCAUUUAAUGUCACGAAGGCGUACGGUCAAUGUUGUUCUAAUAUCGCUAAAAUUUAUUGUCAUCAAACAAAAUAUGAUAAUGCAUUUACUUAUAGAAUGAAAGCAUUAAGUAUUGACGAAAAAUACUGUGAUUUAACUGAAAAAGAACAGGAAGCACAAUGUUACUUUGAUAUUGGUAAAGAGUUAUAUGGUACAGAUCCUAAUAAAGGACUUGAAUUUACUAUAAAGUCACUACAUAUUCGACAAGAAAUUUUACCAAGAGAUCGCAUCACCAUUGGUUUUUCUCAUCAUAAAAUUGGUGAAAUUUACGAAAAAAAAGUUAUGUUUGACAUAGCAUUGGAACAUUACAAAAAAGCAAGUGAGAUUUAUGAAAAACAUUUAUUUGAUAAAGAAGAAUAUCAAUUUAACGUCAAAAAAUGUAACGAUAUAUGUCAUACUAAUGUUUAUAUAAUUUAUUGUCGUCAAAGAAAAUAUGAUGAUGCAUUCAUUUAUAGAAUGAAAUCAUUAUGUUUUGACGACAAGAAAUGUCAUUUAACCGAAAAAGAAAAGGAAGCACAAUGUUACUUUGAAAUUGGUGAUGAAUUAUGUUUAACAGAUCCUGAUAAAGCACUUGAAUUUACUCUUAAAUCAUUAGAUAUUCGAAAACAAAUUUUACCAGAGCAUCAUGUCAACAUUGCCUUUUGUCAUCAUAAUAUUGGUGCAAGUUACGAAAAAAAAUCUAUAUUUGACAUGGCAGCAGAACAUUACAAAAAAGCAAUUGAAAUAUAUAAAAAACAUUUAUUAGAUAAAGAAGAAUAUCAAUUUAAUGUUCUACAGCUUUACGGACAAUGUCAUAAUGGUUUAGCUAUAUGCUACACUUGUAUCGAAAAAGGUAAAUAUGUUAAUGCAAUUGAUUAUACGUUAAAAGCAUUACAAAUUUUUCAACAAUAUUCUCCAGAAAAUAAAAUCGAUGUUGCCCGAUGUUAUUGGAAUUAUGGUUAUAUCUCAUGGAUAAAAGGACAAUAUGAUGAAGCUAUUGAUCAAUUAUAUAAAUCAUUAGAUAUACUUUUAUAUCAAAAAACAAUUCAUGUAGGACGUUCCUAUCAACUUUUAGGUGUUUGCUACUAUGAAAAAUUCGCAUAUCAACAAGCAUUAUCAUUCUUUGAAAAGGCCUUGAAAAACUAUGAACAAUUUUUACGAAAUGAAAACGAUGAAGAUGUCGGACUACUAUUAUAUUAUACAUCCUUAUGCUUAUUCAAAUUGAAUAACUACAAUCAGGCUCUAGAAUAUGCAAUCAAAUCAAAUCAAGUUCGAAAUGAAAUAUUUCCAUCGAUACAUGUGCAAAGAGCAGCAUCACAUAGUAUAUUAGCAGUAAUUUAUGUAAAAUUACAACAAAAAGAAAAAUCUAAUCAACAUCGUAUUGAAGCUUUAGAAAUAUCGAAACAGUUGAUUUCAAACAAUGACAAAGUCACAAAUAUCGGCUGUAUAUUUGAAAAUAUUGGUGAACUGUAUCACAAUCGCAAUAAUCUACGACAAGCUCGAAAAUAUUAUAAAAAGGCAAUACAAUAUAUAAAGCAAGACAAAAUAGAUGAUCAUCCAUAUAUUGAACGUAUUCAAAAAAUUAUUGACAGUUUAUCAAUUAAUUAG
Molecule: messenger RNA, 3279 nt
Organism: Rotaria sp. Silwood2
Lineage: Eukaryota; Metazoa; Rotifera; Eurotatoria; Philodinida; Philodinidae
Source: the annotation of a GenBank genome assembly